This is a messenger RNA of Vanderwaltozyma polyspora DSM 70294, 1134 nucleotides long. It is a transcript of the gene HIF1, whose product is annotated as Hif1p. Gene Ontology annotation, molecular function: protein binding. Bases 1 to 1134 code for a protein of 377 amino acids. Lineage: Eukaryota; Fungi; Ascomycota; Saccharomycetes; Saccharomycetales; Saccharomycetaceae. The transcript has a single exon. The record is from RefSeq and is a predicted model, not a curated record.
AUGGAGUCAAAGAUUAAGGAAUUAAUUGUUGAGGGUGCUAAAUAUACUGCAAGUUCAAAAUUCGAAAAUGCUGCUAAAUGUUACAUUGAAAUUUUAGAUUCAUUGAGAGGUGAAGAUCAGGAAGAUGAGGAGAUUGAUCCAGAAUAUCUACUAUUGUUAGCUAGUUGUCUUUAUGAGCUUGGUGUUGAAAGAAGUGGAAUGUUUGGUGAUGAUAAUGGAAUGCAAGGCUAUGACGAUAAUGGAGUUGAUCAAGAAGGUGAAAGCGAUGAGUCUGAUGAAGAGGGUGGCAGUGAUGAAGAAGAUGAGGAUGAUGGGAAUAAAAAGCCUAAGCUAAAUGAGAACCUAUAUCAGUUUGAUAAUGAAGAAGAGGAUUUAGCAGAAGAAGAAGAAGAAGAAGCUGCCAAAGAAGAGGAAGAAGUAGUAAGUGGUGAAGAAGAAAUGAGUGAAGAAGAAGAAGAGGAGGGAGAGGAAGAAGCCGAUCAAGAACCUUUGCCAUUUACUACUUUCAAGGACUACUUGGAAGGUGAUAUUUUCUAUAAUACAUUAGAAUUAUUACAAGUAGCACGUUCAAAUUUUGAAUUGCUACGAAAGACAAGUAAAGAUGAAAGAAAACUUAUUAAAAAAAUCGGUCAAACAAAUGAAUUAUUGGGUGAUGUCUACCAGGAAUUAGAACAAUUCAAAGAAUCAAUUGAACUAUAUGAAUCAUCAAUUGAAAAUUAUAAAUCAUUAGAUGAUGAGCAAAAUAUUGAAAUUCAAGAUAAGAUCAGCAGCAUCAUAUUCAAAUUGGUAGAAUCUCUAACAUGGUACCCUGACGAGAGUGGUAUAACCAGGACGCAACGUAUUGAGCUAUUGGAGUUUUCAAGGGAUUAUUUAAAGAAAUGCAUUGACCAGGCAAAGACAAAAAAUAUCGAAGAAUGUAAAAAUCAAUUAUCACAAAUCGAAGUGCUAUUAGACGAAUUGAAGACGGGAAAGAAAGAAGUUAAAGGACUAAACAAUGCCUUGAAAGAAGAUCUAGUGAAAAAUUUAGUUUUGAAAAGACUAAUGGGAUUUGAUAUACCUACUUCUGAAGACUCAGCUCAAAAUGUUAACGAUUUAACCUCAAUUGUGAAAAAGAAAAAACCAAGAAAUAAAUAA